CCGACACUAGAAAGGAAAAAAGAAACGGGGUCGAUGGAAGAUGAUUUUGGCGAUUUGUAUGCGGACGUUGUCGACGGAUUGCACAUUGAACCAGAACAGAAUAGCCCUACCGAUGGCUCCAAAAGCACCGAGGCUGAUGAGAAGUUCAUUGUGGAUUCAGUUAUGCAAUAUAGUGACAGCGAGGACGAUUUGAACAUUGUCUUGAACGAUGAUGAGUGCGAGAAGUUUCCGGUCACCGGCGCUAGGAGUCACAGUGGUGGCUUUGAAGAGAAUGAAAAUGGCGAGUUUGGGGUGGAGGGAACGACGUCGGAUAAGAUUUCAAGGCGGUUGAAAAGUGACGGGUCGGACCUGAAUCCUAGUGGGAAUGGUGUAGAAAGGGGGAGUGGGACUAAAAUUGAGUUUCGUUCACACUUAAAGUAUGCGAGACUUCAUGGAUCAUCUUUUGCAAGUAAUAUAAGGGUUAAUGGACUUACUGGUAUGUCCUCAUUCUCUUCUAUGUCAAGAAGUGGUGAUAGGGAAGAUGAUGUUUAUGACCAAAAGAUGGUCGCUUCCAUGAAACCAUUGCCACAUCAAUUUGGAUAUGGUUUUUCCCUUCCAUGGUAUAGGACAAUAUUGGAUGUAAAUAUUGAUGCAUUUGAGGAGAAACCUUGGAGGCAUCCUUGCGCAGAUAUAAUAGAUUUCUUCAAUUUUGGAUUCAAUGAGGAUAGCUGGAAAGAAUACUGUACCUCCCUGGAGAAAUUUCAGCAACAGUCGUCAAAGCAGGCUAUGAUUCCUUCUCAUUAUUCUUCAAAAUUUGACCAGGCUUAUGAAGGUGAGGCUGGUCAUGAGAGAGUAACUCGAGGAGCUAUGACCGAGGAUGUAGCCAAAAUUGACUCGUCAUUAAAAUUUGCUGAUAGAGGGGAGAUGCUCUUGCAAUUGCCAAAAGGGAGAGCAAUUCAAGUUGAAGACAGCAUCAACGAACGCCAACCAUCCAUGGAAAUAAGACGUCUGCGUUUUCAAGAUUCUGAUGUUAUUAUACAGAUACCUGUGCAGGAUUCCACUGUGGAUUCAUCCAAAUCUGCAAAGGAGGAACUAGGUCCUGCUAGCAAGUCUGAUGUCUCAGAAUCUGGGAAAAUGGAUCAGGUUGAUAGAGACGCUUGCUUUUCUGUUAGUGCUAGCAGCGUUGAACUGAAAGGAGAGCAUUAUGCAAGGGUCAUAAAUGUGUCCACAUCUUCUUUGGGGAGGUCGUUGUCAGCAUCUAAUCGAACUUCACUUGAGCCUGGUGGUCACAGAAAGGAAAAUGUCUCUGAUAUGAAUGAAAAAUGUCAUUCAAAUAUGGAAGUUUGCAUUUUAGGAGGAACUGCUGAAGCAAUUGAAAGAAAAAAUAAGGGAAAUGAAGUGGCCUUCAGAAAUACCCACCGACCAGAUACCUACAUUACUGAAACCAAACUAUCACAUGACAAUCGAAGUCAUUUUAGCCCCACAUUUUCCUUUUCUGAAAAUAAUUCUGAAGAAAGAACCGAAGAUAGUGUUCACACUGCUUAUGUGGAAACCCAAAGUCCAUCAAGAAGAAAAUCAAUAGGUUCCGGAACUGGAUUACAGAAGUCAGUUGAUCAUAAGGGCACCAGAAGUGGUAGCCACAAAAUAAAAUCAGAUGAUGGAGAAGAUUUUUCAGUACGUAAAAUUCCCUUGAGAGACAAGCAAAAGAAUGGGAGUUGGAGACACCGGCAUCAUGUGAAAGAGAGGAUCUUGGUCGAAGGUGAUGAUGAGUAUGACACAUAUCGAUCAUCAGAUGGAGAGGGUGUUUGGAAAAGAUGUCGAAGACAUGGAAAUCCCAUUGAGGAAAAAUGGAAGCAUCACCAUGGUAGGCCUAACGGUAUUAUCAACCAGAAGAUAUACCCUAAAAACUGUUAUGAAGCUUCUCAUUCAUCAAAUGCAAGGGAACUCUGUUAUAAAUACCAAUCAUCUGUUUACCAUGGGAAGCGAAAAGAAAGAUCGGAAGAUCUUUUUUAUCAUGAUAAAGAAAGUUCCUCGUACUACUGGGAUAAAAAACUUUAUGUUAACAGCAGUAAAAGAUUCACUGACAGCCAUCUUUCUGCAUUUGAUGGAAAAGCUUAUUUUCGCUUUAGAAAGGAAUCGGAUCAGUUUGCUAGAAAAAUCUGGAAUGAGGAGUUUUAUCAUGAAAGAAAAGGUUACAAAGCUAAAGAAGAUGAUAUGGAUGGGUUUUUGUAUCACGGACGAAGACGUCCUGGUCAGAAGAGUCUGGUUCCUCACACUUAUGGAGAAUCUGAGACUGAGAGUUUUGUUUCAAGGUAUUCCUCUGCUUCUGCAGAAAGGAAUAUUCAAUGGAAAAGGAGAAAUAACAGACUGAAAUUUAGAAAGAAAACUGAUCACGGUGAUUGCCCAUUAGAUUGUAAGCAUGAAGAUGAGUGGUUAAAACAAAAGUAUGGUACAUCUAUUUCAUUCACACAUUCUGAAAGGGGUAUGGUUGAACCAUAUGAGAGGCGCAGACCACCAAUCAGGAGAGAUGCACAAGUUUCUGGCAGAAAAGGUAGAUAUGUUGACGGUGCCUAUUUCCAUUUGGGUAGAUCAGGGCCUACUGAAAGUGAAGAUGAGUAUCAGAGACACACGCAUAGUAGAUAUCUGGCCUUGGAAACUGACAGAGAACUAUCUGCACAUAAUAGGUGGUUUAAUACUGUAUCAUCAAGAAAUGAGGAAUAUCACUCCAAUCUAAUUGAAAGAUGCCAUAGACAUCAGAGAUUAGUAUAUCAUGAGGAAGACCUAGAUGGUUCUUGGUUCAGUUCCUAUAAUUAUACCGAUGACCAUGAUUUACAAAAUGAUAAACAAGUUCAAUCACAGGGAGAAGGUCGUAGUAAGCAAUCUAGAGUACUACACUGGAGAGAGGAUAAAUUACUUGUAAAUGAUAAAUUGUUUAAUCAAGGGGUGUCUUUUUCUUAUGAAAAGUCUUCUAAGCAUGAUUUAAUUCAUGCUAGGCAUGGAUCACUUAGGGAUGAGAUGUUUCUUAAUGAUUCAAUGUUGGAGCAUCAUGGAUAUGAAAUGAUAAGUGAAAGAAAUCCUGCCACUUGUCUUAAAAGAUCUUUUAUUAGUUAUAGAGGUGAGCAUGAGCAGGAGUUCCCGAAGGACAGGGACCCAGCUGACUUGAUUGUUGGGGAAGGAAAGCCUUCUGUGAGACAUUCAGAUAGUAGAAGCAAAGUAUGCAACGGAAGGCUAAAAAAAAUGGGCUCGGAACAUCCGAACAAGCAGAAAUCUGUUAUGGAAUUUGAUGACUCGUAUGGAAGCAAAGAAGUUAAUAUGAACAUCCCGAAUACGGAUGGCAUAAGGAAUAAUGAGAAACAGUUUAGUAAGUUUUCAGUUGCAGAGUGCAACAAAGAUUUGGAUAUUGAGGAGGGUCAGAUUAUAAAUGAAGAGCAAAUUUCAGAAGACACUGAUCUGGAAAAGGAAAAUGCUUCCGAGACAAUGAUGCAAAGUAACAAGAUAACGGUGAAAACGUUGCUCGUUGAUGAUGCUUCUGAGAAGAAUGGAGCUGUGGUUGAAUGUGAAAACAGACGGAUACUGGAGACACUGGCAAAGAUGGAGAAAAGAAGGGAACGGUUUAAGGAUCCGAUCACCGUAAAACGUGAACCGAACAAGACUUCUGCUCCCCAAGUUGACCAGACUGAUGAAACAAAGAGACGGAGGCCUGCUCGAAGGAGGCAGUGGGGGGUAAGUUAGCGUUUAGUUUACUUCAUACAAUCUUACUGGAAAUGGUAGUCACCUGGUUUUCUUGGAGAUCUGGAUGGAUUGCAAUCAGGAUGAUUAAUUACCACUCUUAAUCUGCAUGCAUAUUUCAGAACAAGCAAGAUUUUCGUUCUCCUUUUUGAGGGGCAAGUAAUGUCAAUGGUAUAUUCCUCUAAAGUUCACAAUGAUCAUGUUUGUUCCAUAUACUACAACAUUGCAAAAAAGAAGUUGGGGUAAAUUUUGAAGUUUUGUGGUGGUUACAAUUCUUUGUCUAGCCAACAGUAUACGAU
Messenger RNA from Hibiscus syriacus, 4007 nucleotides. Its product is annotated as FIP1[V]-like protein. The transcript is spliced from 9 exons. The coding region runs from base 34 to 3711 and encodes 1225 amino acids. NCBI's taxonomy places the organism in Eukaryota, Viridiplantae, Streptophyta, Magnoliopsida, Malvales, Malvaceae. Gene Ontology annotation, biological process: mRNA processing. The record is from RefSeq and is a predicted model, not a curated record.